UUUUCCCCACACUCAACUACAUCCUCCACAAAAAUUUUAUUUUCUACCUUCUUCAACUUACACUGCAUCCUGUCCCCAACCUGGAAUUUGAACAUGGCUAUUAGUAUGGGGCAUCUUCUCUGUGGCAAGCAAGGCCUAAGAAGGUUUUGUUCAAAGUCAAACAGAGAAAUUGAGGUUCCCAAGGGACACUUUACUGUAUAUAUUGGCCAGGGCAAAAAGAAAGGAUUUGUUAUUCCGAUUUCAUACUUAAAGGACCAUUCAUUCCAAGACCUGCUAAGUCAUUCCGAAGAAGAAAUUGGGUUUGAUCAUCCGAUGGGUGGACUUAGUAUUCCUUGUCCCGAGGACACUUUCCUUGACAUCCUCUCUAGUAUUAAGUAGAUGCUGAUAGUCAUUCCGAACAGUUUAGUAUAGAGACUUCAGGCAGCUUAGUUUAUUAUAGUCAUUCUAAACAAUUUUGUACCUAGAAGUAUACAUGUACAGUGUUUUUUUCCCUGAUCAGAUUGGGAAAUAAUCUUCAUCAGAUUUUUUUCAAUAGUCAUGUAUCAAUGUAUUACUUAUCAUGAAUCCUUCAAGUUUUAGCUAAGGAAGUCCAAUUUUUCAAGUCUUUAUUGAAGGUAUGAUUUCAUACUAAAACACAUUUUCAUCAUUUGUAGCUAAGACACUGAGACAUGCACAAAAUCUAUAAAGCAUGUACUAUGUUGCUUAUAAAUCUUCCCUUUAUUGAAAGGACUUGAAGAUUUGCUCAGAAUAAAAGAUUUUUGUCUUGAGUGGAGACAAGCUAAUGAAGCAAUGGAUUCUCAAGUUCUCUCGAUAAACCCUUGCGGUAGUGAAAUGAUGCAGUCCAUGAAAGUUGAAUCACAAGGUAAUGUAUUAUGCCCAUUGCUUAGAAGUCCCAAACACUCUUCAGACAUGUUGAAGAGUUGUGUAGUAAUUUCAUUAUGGAGAUAUAAAAGUGGCACAACAAAGCAUUUCUAACCAGCCAUAUAGAUAGCAAAAUGAACCUGAUUAACUGCUGGAGAGGAAGUAAAGCAGAUACCUGCAUCAUCUUGUAGUCUUGGGAACAAAGUUCUCUCUUUGGAUGACAGCAAACUUCUCUUUGGAUCAUUGUGAAACUGAUCAUGUUAUUAGCUCAAAAAGAAAGAAAGGGAGAUCUAAUGGGGAGAUAUACAAAUUAUAUAGAAAUCUUGGAUCUUAGUUGGACUGAUUUGUAGGGAUGGAUGACCAAAUUUCAUUUUGAUGUUUGUCUGUUUAGUUAAUCAGACAAGAGAAAACCAUGUUCUCUUCCAGUUGUGUGGGGGCCUUUCAUGAGUUCCAUUCAGAGAAGACAAAACCAUGUUAUACAUAAAUGAUGAAUGACAUU
Molecule: messenger RNA, 1360 nt
Organism: Cuscuta campestris
Lineage: Eukaryota; Viridiplantae; Streptophyta; Magnoliopsida; Solanales; Convolvulaceae
Source: the annotation of a GenBank genome assembly